Messenger RNA from Paramecium tetraurelia, 1470 nucleotides. RefSeq lists its product as uncharacterized. Gene Ontology annotation, biological process: intracellular signal transduction; protein autophosphorylation; peptidyl-serine phosphorylation. The record is from RefSeq and is a predicted model, not a curated record. Gene Ontology annotation, cellular component: nucleus; cytoplasm. NCBI's taxonomy places the organism in Eukaryota, Ciliophora, Oligohymenophorea, Peniculida, Parameciidae. The transcript is spliced from 4 exons. Gene Ontology annotation, molecular function: calcium ion binding; calcium/calmodulin-dependent protein kinase activity; calcium-dependent protein serine/threonine kinase activity.
AUGGGAAUAUGUUCAUCUAAAAAAUAGAAGGAUGAUUUGGCCUUGAAGCUGAAGCACUGGCCAAGUAGUCCUGGUCGAAGGCACACUGGUAACAGUUUUAAAUAUGGAACUGAUCUUUACAUAAACUUAAAAAAUGGCUAGAUAGAGAAUUUUUAUACAUUUGGUGAUGUUCUUGGAGUUGGAGCAUUUGGACAAGUUAUGAAAGCUACUCAAAAGCAAAGUGGAUAGGUAAGGGCCUUAAAAACAUUGGCCAAAAAAAAGAUAAUCAAUGAAGAAAAGGAAAAAAUGUUUGCAGAAGUCAACAUUCUUCGUAAAUUAGAUCAUCCAAAUAUAGUUAGACUUUUUGAACUAUUUGAAGAUGCAAAAAACUAUUAUUUAAUUAUUGAAUUAAUUUAAGGAGGUUCACUUAUAUAAAAAAUACAAGCACAAAAAACAUUUUCUGAAGCGGAAGCUGCUUAUUACAUGAGAUAACUCAUAUCUGCCUUGUAAUACUGUCAUAAAGCCAAGAUAGUUCACCGUGAUCUAAAAUUAGAAAAUCUAAUGCUAAAUAUAGUAUCAGAAAAACCAGUUCUAAAGGUUAUAGACUUUGGUACAUCUCGUAAGAUUAUCCAAGAAAAAUACCUUACAUCUAAGUUAGGGACGCCUCAUUACACCGCCCCAGAAGUUUUUAAAUAACAAUACACAGAAAAGUGUGACAUUUGGUCUUGUGGAGUUAUCCUCUAUACUUUAUUAUGUGGGUAUCUCCCCUUCAAUGGUAGCGAUGCUAGACAAACACAACUAUUGAUAGAAUAUGAUAAAUGGAGUUUUGAUAAAAAUGAUUGGGCUCAAAUUUCUCCAGAAGCCAAGAAGUUUGUUAAGAAACUUAUGACAUAUAAUCCAGAUAAACGAAUAUCAGCAGAAGAAGCAUAUCUAGAUCCUUGGCUAUAGGAACAUAUAAAUAAUACAAUAGAUUCAAAAGCCCUUAAUAGUUUAUAAAAGUUUGAUUAAUCUAAUGUUAUAUAAGAAUUAAUUCAAUAAUAUAUAACUUUUUAGGUUUUAACACCUGAAGACAAGAUAAAGAUUCUAGGGAAUUUCCAAUCAUUAGAUAAGGAUGGAGAUGGUAGAAUAAAUAGAGAGGAUUUGAUCUUUGGUUUAAAAGAAUUGAAACUAGAUGAAAUUCAGAUUGAGAAAUAAAUAGAUAAAAUAAUGGAAUAAUGUGACUUUAAUAAAACUGGAUCUAUUGAGUACAACGCAUUUCUGAGCAUAAUGAUAAGAUAGGAAUUGUCAGAAAAAACAAAUAAGUUGGAACAGGCAUUUAAAUAAUUUGAUUUAGAUAACGAUGGAUUCGUCAAAAAGGAAAACCUAGAGGAUGUUUUUGGAGGAAUUAUAAUAGAUUAAACUCAUUGGGAAGAAGUGCUCAAAAAAUGUGAUUCUGAUUAAUAAGGGAUAAUUAAUAAAGAAAAUUUUGUUAGACUACUAUAAUAAUUUUGA